Messenger RNA from Camarhynchus parvulus, 898 nucleotides. RefSeq names its product tetratricopeptide repeat domain 36 (gene TTC36). Lineage: Eukaryota; Metazoa; Chordata; Aves; Passeriformes; Thraupidae. Gene Ontology annotation, molecular function: protein binding. The coding region runs from base 38 to 673 and encodes 211 amino acids. The transcript has 2 exons. The record is from RefSeq and is a predicted model, not a curated record. Gene Ontology annotation, biological process: cilium assembly.
CCUGCAGCCUUGUCACAGGCCUCAGUGACACAGCAGCAUGGCCACAGCCAACGACAGGGCCGUCCUGCAGACCAUCUUCAACCCCAGCACACCUUUUGGGGAUAUCCCAGGGUUGGAUGAGGAAGAGGAGGAUGUCCAGGAUGAAGUGGAAGCUUUUCCGUUGGAGCUGCUGGAUCAAGUGCGGGAGCUGGAGCUGCAGGGGGUUUCUGCGGCUGAGUCAGGAGACAUCAGCACGGCCCUGGAGCGGUUCAGCGAGGCCAUUCGCCUGCUGCCCGAGCGAGCCUCGGGCUACAACAACCGGGCCCAGGCCCUGCGUUUGCGCGGAGACGUGGCAGGUGAGCAGCGCAGCUGCGGGCGGUCUCCUGGAAGCCCCAGCCCCCACCAACGCCUGCCCUCGUUGCCAGGUGCCCUGCAGGACCUGGACGCUGCCAUACGGCUGAGCCGCGGCCGCGGCCGUGCCGCCUGCCAGAGCUUCGUGCAGCGCGGCCUCAUCCACCGGCUGCAGGCGCGGGACGAGGACGCCCGGCGGGACUUCGAGCGCGUAGCGCGCUUGGGCAGUGCCUUCGCCCGACAGCAGCUCGUGCUCCUCAACCCCUACUCUGCGCUCUGCAACCAAAUGCUCUGCGAGAUGCUCGGUCGGCUGCGCAACCCCGAUGGGACCGGGAGCGACUGAGACCGGCAGGAGAUGGGCUGGGUAGAGCCGUGCUCCUGAGCUGGCCCAGGCAGACACGUCCUGGUGGCCAGAAAAGGUCCACCUCAAGUGCCAGAGCUCCUGUUCCUCUUCUUGGCUAACAGGCAGGGACGGGAAAGUACCAAAGCACUUUGCUGUGUUUGUCUCGCUCUGCUCCACCCCGAAUAAAGCUCCCCCUGUUCCCAGCACCUGGGCUCUGCUUGUGGC